GCUGUCAGUCAAUAAAACCAUCAAACAAUUGUGGAUUACAACAGACCGUGCACUUUUCAGUCAGGCUUUCAGGAAAGUCUGCCUUUCGCCGUACGAAGGCCUCGGUGGUGUGUUUUGACACAAGACUUUCAGCCAUGAGCUUGCUGUAUGACAAAGUCGUAAACAUCAUCAACAAAAGUCCGGCCGACAGACAAGAUGGCGAGAUUGAGCAGAUCUUACCUUGGUUCAGGAAGAAAUCUGACCUCUUCAAGUCCUUGCAUACAGGUAAGAACCCAACAUUUUUACCUCUUCAAGUCCUUACAUACAGGUAAAAGUCCCACAUUGUGACCUCUUCAAGUCCUUACAUACAGGUAACAGUCCCACAUUGUGACCUCUUCAAGUCCUUACAUACAGGUAAAAGUCCCACAUUGUGACCUCUUCAAGUCCUUACAUACAGGUAAAAGUCCCACAUUGUGACCACUUCAAGUCCUUACAUACUGGUAAACGUUUCAGACUAAUGUAUAUAGUUGAAGAAGCCCAGGCCGUAUGAUUUCAUCCUACAAUGUAACACCACCAUCACAUUGUGACGGACGGAUGCCAGAAAGAUAGUUGAUUACAAAAAAUGUCUAAAAUUAGAAUAAUGAGUCAAGUCUAAUUUUAACAGCCCAGUUAAAAGUUGCCACCUUUCAACUUUUUACAACUUUGUUGCACCAUCUGCAGUUGACGUUCAAUUUUUUUCAAUGUCCCAUAUUAUAUAUUCUAGAUAUCGUCAAGGACAUAGUCAAGAAUUGCAAAUUCUCACCGACGAAGCGAGACAGUGUAAUAAUCAGACAGAUGGACAAAGGCGAUUGGUGAGUUGUUUUUUUUUUCUUUCUUUCCGAUGCAUUCUUCAUACAUAUUUCAAGGGACAUAUUGAAAGAAUAUCUAAGUAAUCAAAUAGUAGAAAUAGUUACCUAACUAAAACUGUGCCAAACGGUUUCUCAAGUGCUCACUGUCAUCCGCACAGCUUUAAUUCGUUGCUUUAAACCACCCACGUUACGUCCUUAGCUUCUACAUAAUCCUGAGCGGCAGCGUAGCCAUCCACAUCAACACCACACUGACAGAGGAAGAGUACCCCGCCGUCAAGGAGGGUCAGAUGAUCGAGGAGGCCCUGGUGGAGAAGGAGGCCUUGCUCGGACGGCCGCUAGACAGGUCAAAGUAUGGGAUCUAUGUCGGUAAAAUAGGUAAUCACGUGGUUCAUUUUAAAUAG
Molecule: messenger RNA, 1228 nt
Organism: Lymnaea stagnalis (great pond snail)
Lineage: Eukaryota; Metazoa; Mollusca; Gastropoda; Lymnaeidae
Source: the annotation of a GenBank genome assembly